This is a messenger RNA of Lactuca saligna, 480 nucleotides long. The record is from the annotation of a GenBank genome assembly. NCBI's taxonomy places the organism in Eukaryota, Viridiplantae, Streptophyta, Magnoliopsida, Asterales, Asteraceae.
AUGGAAAGGUCUCAACUAGAUGCACAAACUGUUGAUGUUGAUGCUCGACAAACUGUUGAUGUUGAUGAAGGAGACGAUGAAGAAGUUGAAGAUAAUAAGGGUGGUGGUCAUAAAGUAUCUUGGGUAUGGCAACAUUUUGAUCGAGAGGACGUAAAGAAGGGUGCUAAGAAAGUGAAAUGCCCAUAUUGUCCAACAAUGAUGUGUGAAAAUUCAAAGAAAAAUGUUCCAUCACAAAGAUCUGAAAUUGUUGCGAAGUAUGUGAGGUCCUCGGGUGCUAGGUUUGCUACAUUCCAAGAGUAUGUUGAGAAAGUGAAGAUUAAUUGUAGUAAGAAACCAUCCCUUGAUGUUGACACAAUAUGGAAUUCUACAUUUUUGAAGUUAGAGACGGCAGAAAGUAUGAGGCGGCGUUUGAUAGGCUUUGUGCGAUUGAUAAUGGUUUUAAAACUUUUUGCGGAAGUGAGGUUGAUGAUGGUGAAGUGA